UCGAUGGGUCGUAGAAAUAAAACAAUUAAUAAAACUGGUCAAGUUCAUUUUGCGGAACAAUCCAUUCCGAAUUUAAUGCAACAUUUAAUAAUUUCCAGUGAUGACUAUAUGAAACCAGAUGGAAGAGGAUUAAUUACGAGUCCAUCAGUAAAUACAUUGAAUCGUUUGGAACGAGCGAAAAUUGUAUUCUGGUUUCGACCAUUACAAACAGCGCACUAUGCAUUUCGUGAAACUGUUUAUCUUUUGAAACAGUUGAGAAAGCGGAUUGUAUUAUCGUUGUUGCUUCUAUGUAUGUUGUUAAUGUUGGUAUACGUUAUUCCUGGUCGUCACCAGAGUUAUGUAUUACUAAUCGAAAAGCAGAUUAUGUUAUGUUUUUAUUGGUUAGGUCUCGGUGUUUUAUCGUCAAUUGGAUUAGGCACGGGUUUACAUACAUUUAUUCUUUAUUUGGGACCACAUAUUGCUUCGGUAACAAUGGCAGCUUAUGAAUGUAAUUCGUUGGAAUUUCCUAAUCCACCCUAUCCAGAGAUGAUCAUCUGUCCAAAUGUUGAAGGUGUUGUAGGGAAAGCUGUAACUAUCUGGGCGAUAAUGUCUAAGGUAAGAUUUGAAGCUUUAAUGUGGGGAGCAGGUACGGCGCUUGGUGAACUUCCUCCCUAUUUUAUGGCAAAGGCAGCAAGAAUAUCUGGUGAAGAGCCAGAUGAUGAAGAAUAUAGGGAAUUUUUGGCCUUUAUAAAUCAGAAUUCUCCUCAUACACCUUCUUUUACUGAUCGUUGCAAAAUAACGAUGGAAAAGAUUGUCGCUAACCUUGGAUUCAUUGGAAUACUUGUUUUUGCAUCGGUACCGAACCCUUUUUUUGAUUUAGCAGGAAUUACUUGCGGUCAUUUUCUUGUGCCAUUUUGGACAUUUUUUGGAGCUACACUUAUUGGAAAGGCAAUUUUAAAGAUGCAUAUACAGAACAGUACGAUGUUGCAAAAGAUGUUGGCUUGUUUGGUAACAGGAAUGAUUUUGUGGUUUGCUAUUUCAAUUCUUAAUUCUCUGGCACAAAGAUGGCAUAAGCGGCUAUUGAUUUCUUAUCUUAGCUCAUAA
This is a messenger RNA of Dracunculus medinensis (Guinea worm), 1083 nucleotides long. The record is from the annotation of a GenBank genome assembly. Lineage: Eukaryota; Metazoa; Nematoda; Chromadorea; Rhabditida; Dracunculidae.